This is a messenger RNA of Spodoptera frugiperda (fall armyworm), 1115 nucleotides long. RefSeq names its product ninjurin-2. The coding region runs from base 330 to 851 and encodes 173 amino acids. Gene Ontology annotation, cellular component: membrane. The record is from RefSeq and is a predicted model, not a curated record. Gene Ontology annotation, biological process: cell adhesion; tissue regeneration. The transcript is spliced from 3 exons. Lineage: Eukaryota; Metazoa; Arthropoda; Insecta; Lepidoptera; Noctuidae.
CGAUUAAUUCGAUAAACAAAGAAAUCGAAAUUCACGGAAUCGAUUUUCCUUUACCGAUUUCCGAUCUGAUUGAUUACAACGAUUGAUGAUCGGUAUCCUGUACCUAAGUAUCAACAUUCAACAAGGUAUUUAAUGCUGCUGGAUGCGUUUCUAAGGAGAUUUAAGCACCUUAUUGAUCAAAUGUUGAUAUCGGCCUUGUGUAAAGGAAAUGAGGUAUGAACUACGGUUUCUUACAUCCAAUGCUGUAACGACGAGCAGUGUUCAUCCACACGCGAUCUCAGUAGCACUCCAAAAUUGAUCGGUUUGUGUUGAGUUAUUUCUUAUUUAAAAUGGAAGAGGGCAGUAAGGAGAACCCUGCCUGUGACCAAGAGAACUGUGAUGAGAUCGUGACUAAGGAACAGGAUGCACCGACUGACAUCGUUUGUGAUGAAAUCAAAGGGCUGGACGCGAACAGGUAUGCGACGAAGAAGACGGUGGCGCAGGGCAUGCUGGACAUCGCCCUGCUGACGUCCAACGCGUCGCAGCUGAAGUACGUCCUGCAAGUCGGUCCCAAGCACGAGUUCUACACGCUACUGGUGGUCCUCAUCUCUAUAUCCAUCGUCCUUCAGGCAAGCGCGGGAGUCCUGGCACUAAUCAUAUCCUCUUUGGACGGUGAAGCCGACCAUAAACACAAGAAGCUAGCUGAUUGGUUGUACCACACGUCAGUAGGCAUGAUGACAGGGGUAGUGUUCUGUGACGUCAUCAAAAUGACAUUUGGCCUAGACCCCGCGCUUUCCCUGCAAGAUUAUCUUGGGAAUAAAACCUCAAGCUUAUACGAUACCUUCUUUAGGGUGCAAAAUACUACGCAUUAGUUCGAUCAGUGCCAUUGAAUCUGAUUAUUAGAAUACCUUUGUUACCUUAUAGGUACCUACAGCUUCUCAUCACAGCGUUUUCAUGAUACACUUCCAUUAUCGGAAAUAAUCUCAUAUACCUUUUACUGAAAUAAUCUCAUAUCUACCUAAAUAUAAUUCAAUUAUAAAAUCUUUUUGUGUUAUGCCUUUUUUAAUAUUUUGUUUCAGUUUUUUUUUAUUUCAGUUUUUUUUGUGCACAUUUUUAUUUUUUAUUUUGUUUUUUUU